CAGAACGAGAGAGUGAGCUCCACCAUUACCGCGCUGGUAGCGUGAGCGUCCACCAUACCGCGCUGGUGUCCGACGGCCUGAUGAAUGGCAUCAUGAGUCGGAGGUCGAGCGGAGGUAGCAAACCGUCACUCGGCGUGGGCGACUCAGUUACGGUUUGCUGGUGCCCGCGUUCUGGAACGUGGUACACAGGCGAGGUCACCGCCCUCAACGCCGAGACCCGCCGUUUCGAGGUGACGUAUGACCCCGACGGCGCCGACGAACCGGAGAAGCAGUGGCACCCGCUCGCCUGGCUAGAGCCUGUUGACGGCCAGCGCCCGCGCGUCAAGGUGGCCGCCGUGUCCGAGCCUGACGUCGAGGUGAAGAUCAAACGCCCACGAAAGACCGUGCAACCGCGGGCCAAGCCCGUGGCUCCGCCUGCUCCAACGGCCUCCGACGCGCGGCCAGCCUCGACGCCCCAGGCCCAGAGCGCGCGCUGCGAGAGCAUCUCGGAGCGAAUGGCUUUUCUCAGACAGCUAAAAGAGGGGGGCAAGAUCUCCGAGGCGGAAGAGGCGAGGCAUCGGGACCGGAUCCUCGGCGAGAUCUGAACGGCAAGCCUAGACGCUGAUCACUCCAGUCCGGCGCACGGCGGACACGCGCUGACGGCGUGUGCCGUGAGCACAGAUCCUGCAGGCCAAUAGUCAUUCCGUUCUCGCCGGUACGCCUUUCUCGCACGUCGCAUUUUGCUGUCUCUCAGUCUCCUUCUCGAUAGGCGUGUUCGUCAGAUGCCGCUCUGUAUGCGUACGUGGUCUGGGACUCCCUCGCGUCUUCCCGCGGCGAGUUAAGCUCUUAAGCAGUGUCCGCGCCUCUCUCACGUUCACUCUAUCUCCGGAGAUUAUGUGUUUGUACGAGCCACCAUAGAACAAGAUCUGUAGAUGCCCUUUUGGGCUUGAUA
This is a messenger RNA of Emiliania huxleyi CCMP1516, 931 nucleotides long. RefSeq lists its product as hypothetical. The record is from RefSeq and is a predicted model, not a curated record. The transcript has 2 exons. NCBI's taxonomy places the organism in Eukaryota, Haptophyta, Isochrysidales, Noelaerhabdaceae. Bases 81 to 584 code for a protein of 167 amino acids.